This is a messenger RNA of Corticium candelabrum, 1468 nucleotides long. RefSeq lists its product as uncharacterized. Gene Ontology annotation, molecular function: zinc ion binding; kinase binding; calcium ion binding. The record is from RefSeq and is a predicted model, not a curated record. The transcript has a single exon. The coding region runs from base 138 to 1403 and encodes 421 amino acids. Gene Ontology annotation, biological process: calcium-mediated signaling. Lineage: Eukaryota; Metazoa; Porifera; Homoscleromorpha; Homosclerophorida; Plakinidae.
CUACGACUUGUAGUCCUAGCUAAUCGUUUUACAUCUCAACUAUCUCAAUUCCAAAAAAAGAUUUUAAUAAAACGCCCACAAACCGAACUAUCGCAUACAACGGUCUGGACUCCAAGGCGUUAUGGUUGAAAUCAACCAUGGAGAGGUGCGUACAACGGAUGGUAGGUGUCGCAGUGGGUAUUGCAGCAGUUAUUGCGGCGUCUCGCUUAUACAGCGCAUGGAAAAAGAGAAAGCCAACACAUUCCCGUCGUCCUAACUCCGAAACUUCGUCUCAUCUCGUCAACUCGUCGGACAUCGACUCGCUCGCUCACCCGACAGACGAGUCGACGGCGUCUAACAGUGGAGGAGAAGAAACGAGUCUCUUGAAUUGCCUCUACGCCGUCGCCGAGGAUCAGGCUCGUCGCUACGGAGUCCAUCACCGCGGAGUCACGUGCAACCGCUGUCAAUCACCAAUCAGAGGCGUGCGCUACAAGUGCGCCAACUGUGUCGAUUAUGACGUAUGCGAGAAGUGUCUGACGUCAUGUAACCAUGACGACAUGCACGUGUUUUUACGUAUUUCGAUACCCGUCGCUUCGUUUGUGAAUCCUCGCUCGCCCGUCAUGUCGAGAUCGCUCUACCAAGGUGUCCCCAAUUCGUAUUCGAGAGCUUUGCUAUGGGACGAGGUGUGCCACCUGCAGGCGACGACUCACUUUGUACAGUCGGAAAUCGAGUCUCUAUUCCGUCAGUUUUGCUGUCUAGCAUCAAGCCAGGGGGGCAUCCAGAGACACGAUUUUAAUGCGUGUCUUGGACCGCUCGGUCUCGAAUGGAACCUCAUCGUCGAACGACUCUUUGCCUUCUACGAUCAGGACGAAAACGGGUCGAUCGAUUUUCACGAAUUCUGUCACGGACUGUCGAUACUGACGAAGGGCAAUCUGAGAGAGAAACUACGACCGGCGUUCGACGGUUACGAUCUAGAGAAAUGUGGCUAUGUACGGAGACAGGAUUUUCGUCGGAUGUUCAAGGCGUAUUUCUAUGUGACCGUCGAAUUGGUACGGGAAGCGGUUCGUGCGUGCGACGAGGAGAUGAUGGAGAGAUUCGAGGACGAUCCGAGUAAACCGGUGUCCGCAAUGUUUAACGCACCGAUCCCUCAGAGGCCGUCGUCAAGCGACGACGUCUCCGAACCAGUGGGGAAACCGCCGGUCCCUCCGGGUACACCUGGUCUCAUUGCCAGGAGGCGGGAAAUCGGCGUGUGGCCGGUACUUGAAGCCGUUUCUCAAGAGGCGAUCGAGGAGUUGGUAGACACGGUGAUGGUCGGUGCUGAUACGGACAGGGACGGUCGGGUUUCGUACGAAGAGUUUGAAUGUUAUGCGUUACUUGACCCGACUGUUGUUGCUUGGCUUGAUGCAUUAGGCCCUGUGUUUUAAGCCUGUUGUAUUAGUAUACCCAUGAUGGGUCAGUGUAGGUCAUAUUGGCUUGACUGAUGGAAUAC